Paramecium tetraurelia is the source of this 954-nucleotide messenger RNA. RefSeq lists its product as uncharacterized. Gene Ontology annotation, cellular component: nucleus. Gene Ontology annotation, biological process: regulation of DNA-templated transcription. NCBI's taxonomy places the organism in Eukaryota, Ciliophora, Oligohymenophorea, Peniculida, Parameciidae. Gene Ontology annotation, molecular function: RNA polymerase II cis-regulatory region sequence-specific DNA binding; DNA-binding transcription factor activity, RNA polymerase II-specific. The record is from RefSeq and is a predicted model, not a curated record. The transcript has 6 exons.
AUGAGAAAAAAGGUUGAAAAAAUUAAAAAAAAACCAUGGAGUGAUUAUGAGGAUGCUUAGGUUAUGCAAUUAGUUGAAUAAUAUGGGCCACAUAAAUGGACAUUUAUAGCAUCUAAGUUAUAAGGUAGAAUUGGAAAACAAUGUAGGGAACGUUGGCAUAAUCAUUUGAAUCCUUUGAUAAAAAAGUCACCUUGGGAAUAUGAGGAAGAAUGGAUUUUAUAUUUGUAUCAUGAAGCUAUUAGUAAUGAAUGGGCAGAAAUUGCUAAGCAUUUAGAAGGAAGAACUGAUAAUGCAAUAAAGAAUCAUUGGAACUCUGGAAUGAAGAAGAGAAUGAGUGAAUUUAGAGAAAAGUUAUAGAAAAUAAGAUAACAAUUUUAAUAAAAAGGGCAUACUUUUUUAGAUUAAUUUGUGAACCCUUAUGAAAGGAAAGCAAUUGAAAUAAUAUUUUUAAAUAAAAAGUAUGUAAGCUUGAUCACAGACACAGAUGAUGAGGAAGAUGAGAUUGAUGAGCCAGCAAUAAAACCAAGUCAAAACACAUCCCUCAGAACUCGAAGCAAUUUGAAUAAUAAUGUAUAUUAAGAAUAUAUGAAGUUUGAAAUCAGAAGCAAGUAUAUUAGCAAACAUCCGAGAAGAAAUAGAAUGCAUAGAAAAUAUUUGAUAUAUAAGAAAAAUCAAAUGAAAGAAAUCGAAAAAGAGAAGGAUAAGGAGAACAAAAAUUUGAAUAAUGUGCAACCAGUCCAAAUAGAAUCAAGACAAAUGUUUUCAAUGCAAUAGUUAGAUCAGACUCCUUCAAAAGUAUAUAAUGAUGACUACUAUUAAACCCCAGCAGCAUUCAAUCGAAUACAAAGAUUAGCCAUCAGUAGUUCAAAGUUUAGUUAAUUUAAAUGUGCAGUCUAAAAUGAAACAUUCCAAAAUUAGUUGUAAGAAGAACUAAAGUAAAACUUAUUUUUAUGA